Dujonia railenensis is the source of this 1230-nucleotide messenger RNA. The record is from the annotation of a GenBank genome assembly. NCBI's taxonomy places the organism in Eukaryota, Fungi, Ascomycota, Pichiomycetes, Serinales, Debaryomycetaceae.
AUGUCUACAAUUACUCUAGAUACAUCGUAUCCUCCGGAUAUACCUGCCAAGCCAACUUACGAGCAGAAAAGGUCAGAAACUACCGAAAUAAAUAAAGAUAGAGAUUACGACAACUCUAACAAGAAUAAUAGUAAUGAAAAUGUGACGACCUCGUUGUCGUUCGACCAAGUAAAUGACAAUGCAGAUGAGCUCAUAGAGUUGAGAGGAGAAGGAAGAUACUUUGGAGUAACAGAUCCAACGUCUGGUAAGACCAUAAAUUCGCUUCAAAACUUGGGACCGUUAUGUGCCAACUGUCAUAAGAGAGGUCAUAUUAGAUCCAAAUGUAAGACCGUGAUAUGCCACAAGUGUGGAGUGGUCGGAGAUCACUACGAAACGCAAUGCCCUACGACAAUGAUAUGCUCGAAGUGUGGAUUGAAGGGACAUAUUGCCUCUAACUGCACCAAUAAGCAAAAGAAGAGAGAAUACUGUAAGCUGUGCGAUACCUUCAGCCAUGGAGAUGAUAGAUGUCCUAACAUAUGGAGAUCAUAUUUGACAUUACCGGGCUCUAAGGAUGAAAAGGACUUGGAAACCGUCCUUCCUAUAAUAUACUGCUACAACUGUGGAGACGACACCCAUUAUGGAGAUGAAUGUGACGAAUCUAGAUCUUCUAGGGUGCCAAACCAGACUGGGAGCGCAUUCAGUGGAUCCAACUUGCCGAGACACUUGAGAGAUAUAUACUACAAGAGGAUAAAGCAAGUCAGAAAGCCUGCUUCUUAUGGUGGUGGGUACAAUAGCUACAACAACAAUAACAGUAACUACAACGGCAACUAUAGCAGCAACUACAAUAGUAACAACAACUACAACGGCAGUAAUAAUAACACUCAGAAUACAAGGUAUGGUGGAAACAAUAAUAAAAGCUCGUCGAGGAACGGAUACAGCGAUUUUAGUAACAAAAAGAAACCUUUUAAUGGCGGGACUUCUAAAUUUAACAAGGACUUUGUGAAAAGACCAUCGCCAUCUGACUCUGGGGUACAUAAACCUUCUCGCUCUGGUGUACUUAUAAACAAGUCCAAGAAGAAGAAUGACUUGAUUCCAAAUCAUACGCCCUUUAACUCGCCAUAUAAUGAAGGAAAAAAGGCGCCACAGGCUCCUACGAGACUGGGCAUGCUUUUGUCUAGAAGACCGGAUGGUAAGAGCAAGAAUGAAAAGAGCAAGAAGAAGAGCAAGCUUAACGUUAUACCAAACUACUAA